AUGACCGUCCUAUUAGAACCUACAGUUGUUUUUUCCAAGCCUAGUAUUGCUCCAUUGAAGAUAGCUGUCAAUGGCACUUCCACGAAUGAAGUCGACUUCAUCCUAAGGGAGCGUCCUUGGCGGCUCCUACACCUCGUCGAUGUUCUCAACCCUCCCCCGGUCGCCCAAGAAGAGCAUCCGGAUAUCCAUAUCCAGCGACUACUCCAACUGGCCUGGAUCACUACGAUCAAAGCAUUUACCUGCUCAACAACCCUAUACAUUGGUCAAGACUAUUCAAAGGGCCAAAGCUAUAUAGGCGAAACAGCCCAUGGUUACUCGAAGCCGACCGUCCAGAUCCACGUAGAUCCCCAUGACACCGUGAAAGACCUCUUUCGCGAGAGCAUUGAAGCUCUGGCCCCGUUAUCCCAUGUCAAAGCUACAGAAAAUGGCCACACCGACAAUACCGACAAGAAUUCUGCUUUGGACGUGACAAUCAUCUACGAGAAACAACCGGCGCACCGGAACCUGUCUGGUGCGGAUACAUGCGUGGGCGAAUGCCAAGUCUGCUGUGCCAUACCGGGGAAAGACUCGACGGAGGUUAACAUGAUAUUCGCCGGCCUCCGCCUUUCAAUACGGCAUACCUCCGAUGAUAGGUUACACGCCCGACUGGACAUUGGGAACACUGGCAUCGGACUACCAUUGGCUAAAAGCCUCCUGAACAGCUUCAACCAGGCCCUCUCCUCAAUCGAUGGUGCACCCACACAAACGAUUGGUAGCCUCGAUUUAUGCUCCGCGCAGGAUCGUGACCAGAUUACCCAAUUUACUGGGAAUAUCGCGCCGGCCCAUGAUUCCCUCUUACAUGACCUCUGUUUACAACAUGCAAAAACAACACCCGAUGCUCCAGCUGUUCGCUCCUGGGACGGGGAUUUGACAUAUUAUCAACUCGAGGAUCUGACUUCCCGAUUAGCACAUUGGCUAGUGGGACAAGGCGUAGGACCAAAUAUCUACGUGGCUUGUGGGUUCUACAAAUCUACCUGGGCGAUUGUAGCUAGACUGGCUAUCCUCAUGGCCGGUGGUGCGUACAUCUGCGUUGAUGGCAGUGAUCCGCCACCAUAUCUGCAAUCCUCGCUCGAACGCACCCAGAUAAAGAUCAUGCUCACUUCCGUCGGGUACAAGGAGAGAUUUUCUGAUCGUGUUGAAACUCUGUUCGAGGUCAGCGAGGAAUCCGUUUCCAGUUUACCAUUGGUGAAUUCAGUCCCUUGUACAACCGUCAAGCCCACAGACCCUUGCGUUGUACUCUUCACAUCAGGAAGCACGGGGAAACCAAAGGGAAUAAUCCAAGAGCACCGUAGCUAUGCUUCCGCGUUGACGGAUUACAUCCGAGUCAUGGAUAUGGGGCCGCAUAGCCGGAUGUUCCAGUUCGACUCGUACACCUUCGACAUCAGCAACAACGACUUCCUGACACCGCUCAUCGCCGGCGGGUGCUGCUGCGUCCCAACAAGAUCACUCACAAUGCAAGCGCUGAUGAACGAUAUGAACGAUCUGGAGGCGAACAUAAUGUUCGUCACACCAUCUGUCGCUAUCGAUAUGGAACCAGAACUCGUCCCAACACUGAAAAUGAUGUGUAUCGGCGGCGAGCCAGUCUCAGACGCGGUACUGAUGAAAUGGCUGAACCGAGUGCAGGUGGUCAACCAAUAUGGCAUGGGCGAGAUAGCUUCCCUGUGUGCAUAUAACCGCAAUCUCCAGAUGGGCCAUGGGUCAGUGGUCGGUCGUCCUGCUACGGGUGCAAUCUGGAUCGUUAAUCCCGAUAACCCCAAUCAACUAAUGCCUGUGGGAGCGGUGGGAGAACUUCUCAUCGAGGGUCCGCAUCUCUCCAAGGGAUAUCUAGACCACGUCUCUGGAAAAUCGGAGAACUUUCUCACUUCACCGCCAGUGUGGAUGGACCAGCUACACACCGACAGGCUGAAACACCGCUUCUAUCGCUCCGGUGAUCUAGGUCGAUACAACCAUGAUGGGACUAUCGAAUUGAUGGGCCGAAAGGAUAGCAUGCUCAAGCUCGACGGUGCACGAGUUGAAGCAGGCCAGGUGGAGUAUGUUCUCCGACGCAAUUUGAAAACCGGAGAUGCCGUCGUUGUGGAUGUCCUAGGUGUGAUUGAUGGCCAGAGCGAUCCCAUCCUUGCCGUUUAUAUAUACUUGGCGAAUAACCCGAUGAACAUGGAAAAUGGUCCGGUUGAAGAGAUGGGGUUCCGUCCGAUCAGCGAUAAGUAUGCUGUGCAUGCACUCACUCAAUCGCUGAGUGAGGCAGUCCGCCAGAGUUUACCCAAGUACUAUGUCCCUGGGCUGUAUAUCCUUAUGGAUAGAGUCCCGCGCACCAAGUCCAAGAAGACAGAUAGGCGAAAGCUUCACAUGCUGGGACAGGCUUAUUACAUGGAGCAUCGGGAUGAGCUGGAGGAUAUUACUGUCUGGUUUGAUUGGAGUAAGAUAUGA
Penicillium griseofulvum is the source of this 2466-nucleotide messenger RNA. RefSeq names its product non-ribosomal peptide synthetase. The transcript has a single exon. Gene Ontology annotation, cellular component: cytoplasm. Gene Ontology annotation, molecular function: phosphopantetheine binding. Lineage: Eukaryota; Fungi; Ascomycota; Eurotiomycetes; Eurotiales; Aspergillaceae. Gene Ontology annotation, biological process: secondary metabolite biosynthetic process; amino acid activation for nonribosomal peptide biosynthetic process. The record is from RefSeq and is a predicted model, not a curated record. The coding region runs from base 1 to 2466 and encodes 821 amino acids.